AUAUCAUCUCUGAUUCAUCCCCCUGCCCUCUUCUUCUGUCUGUCAUUAUUGUCUGCUUUUCUAUGAUUGAGAAACGUAACAAUAAUUAAUCUUCAGUAAAAUUCUGCAAAAUUUGUGUUUUUAAUCUUAAUUUUCUGCUAACCCAAUUCGUAAAAAUGGGUACUUUUGAUGAUACUGCUUGGGAUCUGCCGCUUGAUUAUUUCAUCGAUGAUGUUGCAUCCCCUAAUUUCUCUUGGGUUGAUCCCAGUCUUUCUUGCAGUUCCAGCAUUGAAAUUGAUUUUUCGAGGACAAGUAUGAUACAUGAACAAGAAUCUGAGAGGCAACGCCCCAUGAAAAGUUCUUGCAUUGAAAUCGACUUUUCACAGACAAGUAGUGCCGUACAAGAACAAGAAUCUGAAAUGGAAUGCCCUAAGAAAAGGGGGCGUUCAGCUGUCUACAGCAAUCCAAAGACUAAAGCAUGCCGUGAGAGGGAGCGAAGGGAAAAGUUGAAUGACAGCUUUCUAAACUUGAGCUCUGUCUUGGAACCUGGAAGAGCUGCCAAAACUGACAAAUUGGCGCUAUUAUCUGAUGCUAUAAGAAUUGUGAAGCAGCUAAGGACCGAAAAUGAGGGGUUUAAAGAUGAAAAUAAAAAGCUGCAAGAGGAAAUUGAAAGUUUAAAGGCUGAAAAGAAUGAACUCCGUGAUGAGAAAUCAACAUUGAGGGCAGAAAAAGAAAAGAUGGAGCUUCAUAUGAAAUCAAUGAGUGGCAUUCCUGGUCCAGGGAUGAUUCCUCCUUAUCCAUCACCCUAUCAAGCCGGACCAAAUAAGAUGGCUCUUUACCCUAGUUAUGGUAUGUAUCCUAUGUGGCAUUAUCUACCGCCAUCUACUCGUGAUACUUCUCGUGACCAUGAACUAAGGCCUCCUGCUGCUUAAGACUUAAGACUUAAGAGUGUGUGCAAGUUUUCUUCUCUGCAGGAAAUUCUGUGGCAUUUGUCUCAAGUUUUGUCUUUCUGUUUUUGUAUUGUAUAUAUUGUUGGCGAACUUGUCUCUUCCUAUAUUUAGAUUUGAGUAGCCAGAGACUCGAUCAUGGGGCUUAAACGCCGUAGAAUGUUUCUAGAUCAUGUAAGUACUUUAAUGAAGACUUAUUAUUAUUAUUUC
Molecule: messenger RNA, 1136 nt
Organism: Spinacia oleracea (spinach)
Lineage: Eukaryota; Viridiplantae; Streptophyta; Magnoliopsida; Caryophyllales; Amaranthaceae
Product: transcription factor bHLH104
Exons: 6
Coding region: 156-911 (251 amino acids)
Biological process (GO): regulation of DNA-templated transcription; intracellular iron ion homeostasis
Molecular function (GO): DNA-binding transcription factor activity; protein dimerization activity
Source: RefSeq, a predicted model, not a curated record